AUGAUGUCCAUGAACAGCAAACAGCCUCAUUUUGCCAUGCAUCCCACCCUACCUGAGCACAAAUACCCCUCUCUACACUCCAGCUCGGAAGCAAUAAGAAGAGCAUGUCUACCAACUCCACCGCUGCAGAGCAAUAUCUUCGCCAGCCUCGAUGAGACCCUGCUGGCGCGGGCCGAGGCUCUGGCCGCCGUCGACAUCGCCGUGUCGCAGGGCAAGAGCCACCCGUUCAAGCCCGACGCCACGUACCACACCAUGAACAGCGUGCCCUGCACCUCCACCUCCACCGUGCCCCUGGCGCACCACCACCACCACCACCACCACCACCACCAGGCGCUGGAGCCCGGCGACCUCCUGGACCACAUCACCUCCCCGUCCCUGGCGCUCAUGCCCGGCGGAGGCGGCGGCGGAGGCGGCGGCGGCGGCGGCCACGACGGGGCGGGCGGCGGCGGCGGCGGGGCCGGCGGCGGCGGGGGCGGCGGCGGCAGCGGCGGCGGCGGCGGCGGCCUCAUCUCCACGUCGGCGCACCCGCACUCGCACAUGCACGGCCUGGGCCACCUCUCGCACCCGGCCGCCAUGAACAUGCCGUCGGGGCUGCCGCACCCGGGGCUGGUGGCCGCGCACCACGGCGCCGCGGGGCAGGUGGCCUCGGCCGCGGCCGUGGUGGGGGCGGCCGGCCUGGCCUCCAUCUGCGACUCGGACACGGACCCGCGGGAGCUGGAGGCCUUCGCCGAGCGCUUCAAGCAGCGCCGCAUCAAGCUGGGGGUGACCCAGGCCGACGUGGGCUCGGCGCUGGCCAACCUGAAGAUCCCGGGCGUGGGCUCCCUCAGCCAGAGCACCAUCUGCCGCUUCGAGUCCCUCACGCUGUCCCACAACAACAUGAUCGCCCUCAAGCCCAUCCUGCAGGCCUGGCUGGAGGAGGCCGAGGGCGCCCAGCGGGAAAAAAUGAACAAGCCCGAGCUCUUCAAUGGGGGCGAGAAGAAGCGCAAGCGGACUUCCAUCGCCGCCCCGGAGAAGCGCUCGCUGGAGGCGUACUUCGCCGUCCAGCCCCGGCCCUCCUCCGAGAAGAUCGCCGCCAUCGCCGAGAAAUUGGACCUCAAAAAGAACGUGGUGCGGGUUUGGUUUUGCAACCAGAGACAGAAGCAGAAACGGAUGAAAUUUUCCGCCACCUACUAG
This is a messenger RNA of Melospiza georgiana, 1173 nucleotides long. It is a transcript of the gene POU4F1, whose product is annotated as POU class 4 homeobox 1. Gene Ontology annotation, biological process: regulation of transcription by RNA polymerase II. Lineage: Eukaryota; Metazoa; Chordata; Aves; Passeriformes; Passerellidae. Gene Ontology annotation, molecular function: DNA-binding transcription factor activity, RNA polymerase II-specific; RNA polymerase II cis-regulatory region sequence-specific DNA binding. The record is from RefSeq and is a predicted model, not a curated record. The transcript is spliced from 2 exons. Bases 1 to 1173 code for a protein of 390 amino acids.